AUGUUGACGCCGACUUCGCCGGUGACAAGCAAAUGCCCGCUCCACCUCUGGUGGGCGGCUGUAGCAGAGGAAGGUGUUGACGAUUUAAAUCCACCGACCUCCGCGGCAGUAGCUGAGGCAUCUGCGAGCUGGGCCGACCUAUCUGAGGUUACAUCUGCGCCCGCGUCAUCAUCGGCUGGCCCAUCUUUGAUUCCCGUGAAGGAAGAGCAGGACGAAGUUGACAGGUAUCAGAUCGACGAGGCGCUCAAACUUUCCAAGGUCUUAGCAACAAUUGCAUACGCGGAGGAGGUCGCAGACGAUCCCGUCGCGACAGGGGACACAUCUUUGCCUUCUGAUAUUGAUCUGACAAUCUUUGACACUGCCGAGCCGGAUAAUCCAGCAGAAGCAGCUUUUGGAGACAUAGAUCGAUCUCGCGAAGAGGCACAGGCUGAGUCCACUGAAGCUCCUCCCGCACACACUGAGGCCGAAGUAGAAACAACUGAUCUUCUGGACUUAGGUGGCGAAACAACUGCAGCCGAAGCAUCCGUAGUUGAAGCAUCCGUUGCAUCCGAACCUAAUCCAGUGGUCGCAGACCCAUCCGGUGUCGCGACAGAGGCCAACACAUUAGAUUCUUCAGAAAUAGUCCCACCACCUACUAGCCCUAACUUAGUUCCCCCUGGAACUGAACCACUUAGGACUGGUCAUAGCCCUGCAGGUCCUUCCCAGCCGUCUAAGCCUAGACAGCGCAGCCGUAGGGGUUGUCAGAACACCCGCAAGCAGGAAGCCUUAAGGGAGUGGCGGGGAGAUUUUGAAGUGUUCCAGCGUUGGCUUUACGAGAAUUCUGGAGGGAGGAUUGUAGGAGGCCAUUGGUUGCAGAGAAUCUCAUACGACGACGCUGACGAGGACCAGAG
This is a messenger RNA of Durusdinium trenchii, 890 nucleotides long. NCBI's taxonomy places the organism in Eukaryota, Dinophyceae, Suessiales, Symbiodiniaceae. The record is from the annotation of a GenBank genome assembly.